AUGAGCCUUGAUGUUAUGAAAGACGUCUCCAUUCUACAAGACAAAUACUUCUUCCAUGUUCCCCAUGCUCAUUUGAUAGCGGAUUACGUAUGGCCUGGUCUGAUCAUGUCCCCACAGCGAGUGAUUGAUUUGCGGAAGGAGGAAUUCACCGAGGACGAUGUCCUAAUAGCUUCGUAUCCAAAAUCAGGUGAAUAUUUUUUGGUUAUCUCAAAUGAUUAUUUUUUACUUAUAGGAACAACAUGGAUGACUGAGAUUGUUUCGGCAUUACAUUAUGGAGGGGACACCGACGCGUUGAAGAAAGUCCGACAAGAUGAAAGAGUCCCUUGGCUUGAACUCGAACACAGCUACUGGUGGGUGAAGAUGUUCUAUGAGUACCACAAGCACGAAGCCGAACAAUGCAAAGCCCGACCUAGACGAGUAGCCUUUACUCAUCUUCCGUUGGAAAUGUUGCCUGAUUCUGUUUUAUUUGGCAAAUGCAAGGUUGUGUAUGUGGCCCGGAACCCAAAGGACAAUGCUGUCAGCUUCUACCACUUCCAUCGCAUGGCCCGAUUCCUUGGACUACAAAAGAAUCUAAACUGGAAUGAUUUCUUUGCACUCUAUGUCUCAGGAAGCAGUAAGUUUAUCUUAUUGAUACUGAUUUUCUGUUAGUAUACUGUGGCUCUUGGUUCGAACAUGUUUUGGGAUAUUGGAAGUUCUCUCAGAAGUUGAAGGACAGAGUUCUGUUUUGCAAAUACGAAGACUUGAAGAGAGACAUGAAAGGGGAGAUCGACAAGAUCGCUGACUUUAUCGACAUGAAGGUGAGUCCCGAGAAGAUGCAAAAGGUCUACGAUCACUGCACGUUUGACUCUAUGAAGAAGAACCCAAUGGCCAACAGAAAUAGCCGGAUGUUGCUCGAUCAGACUGUCGUGAAGUUUAUGAGGAAAGGGCAAGUUGGAGAUUGGAAGAAUUACUUCACCUUCGCCCAGAGUGAACUCUUCGACGAGCUUUACAAAUUGAAAAUGGAAGGGACUGGAUUAACAUUCGAAUUCGAACAGUAA
This is a messenger RNA of Bursaphelenchus xylophilus (pine wood nematode), 1037 nucleotides long. Lineage: Eukaryota; Metazoa; Nematoda; Chromadorea; Rhabditida; Aphelenchoididae. The record is from the annotation of a GenBank genome assembly.